Molecule: messenger RNA, 5615 nt
Organism: Erpetoichthys calabaricus (reedfish)
Lineage: Eukaryota; Metazoa; Chordata; Cladistia; Polypteriformes; Polypteridae
Product: choline transporter-like protein 1
Exons: 16
Coding region: 369-2324 (651 amino acids)
Biological process (GO): transmembrane transport
Cellular component (GO): membrane
Molecular function (GO): transmembrane transporter activity
Source: RefSeq, a predicted model, not a curated record
AUGCCCGACCACGUCCAUCUCAGGGCAGGGUUUAGCUGGGAAGCUCGUCGCGUUUCCGGCGCGCAUUUGUUUCUUCUUUUUCCGGGCAACUCCUUAAAUCCAUCAGGAAGUGAGCCGGGAUAAAUCGCGAACGAGGUUUUUAAUCCUGUUACCUUGGAGGAUAGGUCGGUGCAGAGAGGAAGAAAAGUGUGGCGGAGACAGAAGCAGCAACGGGGGAUUAAAAAUAUGUUAAAAAGAGAAGGCGGCGGGCAGCACAGCGGACGCCGGAGAGUGUUUUAGGGACGCGCAAAGUUUGGCAGUGACCUGGCGGGCGGCGACGGCGAACUCCUCCUCAAGUUUACUUCUGGGCGAAGAGGAUCUGCUGGACGAUGGGAUGUUGUGGUAGCAGCCAGGGACCAAAAAGAGAAUGGAAACCUUUAGAGGAGCGGAGCUGUACAGACAUUCCUUGGUUGCUAAUAUUUUUUCUUUUUUGCUCUGGAAUGCUUUGUAUCUGUGGCUUUUCCAUUGCCACAGGAGCUGCCGCAAGACUUGUUCAUGGUUAUGACAGUUAUGGAAAUAUAUGUGGACAAAAGAAUUCUCCAAUACCAGGACUCAGGAACAGUGGGAUGGACCUAACUAACAGAAAGUAUGUAUUUUUCUUGGACCCCUGCAACAUUGAUUUAGUUCAUAGAAAGAUCAAAUCUAUUGCAUUGUGUGUAUCAAAAUGCCCCAGCAUCCGCUUAGAUACUUUAGCAGAAGUUCAGAAAUUUGCCGAAGUAAAUGGGUCAGCACUUUGUAGUUAUGAAAUUGAUGUUUCCAAAUACACCACUGACCCAUCAUCUGCUACUUUGUGUCCAAAACUUCCUGUACCUGAAAGUAAAUCAAUCCCUUUGUUUCAUCGAUGCACACCCGUUGAUGUUUCUUGCUAUGCAAAGUUUGCUGAAGCACUCAUCACCUUUGUCAGUGACAACAGUGUUUUGCACAGACUUAUCAGUGGUGUUAUGACCAGCAAAGAAAUAAUAAUGGGACUCUGCCUGUUGUCUUUAGUGCUAUCCAUGAUAUUGAUGGUCAUCAUACGAUACAUUUCUGCUGUACUUGUUUGGAUCCUGACAGCUUUAGUUGUUCUUGGAUCAAUUGGUGGUACUGGUGUCCUUUGGUGGUUGUAUGUGGAUCACAGAAAGUCAUUUAAUGAGACACUUCCAGCAGAUCAGCUGGAAAUUUCUACAGAUAAUAUUCAGGCUCUGCUAGUUUAUGCUGUUGCUGCUACAGUUUUUACGGUGAUUCUGUUGCUGUUGAUGUUGGUAAUGCGGAAGAGAGUGGCUCUUACUAUUGCUCUGUUUCAUGUGGCUGGGAAAGUUUUCAUUCACCUUCCUCUACUGGUCUUCCAGCCAUUUUGGACAUUUUUGGCGUUAAUGAUGUUCUGGAUGUACUGGGUUAUGGUUUUACUCCUAUUGGGUACUACAGGCAAUCCUACUCCCAAUGACCAAGGUUUUGUGGAAUUUAAAAUGUCAGGACCUUUGCAGUAUAUGACCUGGUACCAUUUAGUUGGCUUGAUCUGGAUCAGUGAAUUCAUUUUAGCCUGUCAGCAAAUGACUAUUGCUGGUGCAGUUGUAACAUAUUAUUUUACAAGAGAUAAAUCUAAACUUCCUUUCACUCCUAUUAUUACAUCAGUAGUUCGCCUUCUGCGUUAUCACAUUGGUACGGUGGCAAAAGGAUCAUUCAUAAUUACGCUAGUCAAAAUUCCACGUUUAAUUCUAAUGUAUAUUCAUAGCCAGCUCAAGGGAAAAGAAAAUGCCUGUGCCCGAUGCAUGCUAAAAGCUUGUAUCUGCUGCUUAUGGUGCCUAGAGAAGUGCCUAAGUUACUUAAAUCAGAAUGCCUAUACUGCAACAGCAAUCAAUAGUACAAGUUUCUGCACUUCUGCAAAGGAUGCAUUUGUCAUUCUGGUGGAGAAUGCAUUGAGAGUUGCAGCUAUCAAUACAAUUGGAGAUUUUGUCCUUUUUCUUGGAAAGAUUUUGAUUGUGUGCUGCACAGCUUUUGCAGGCGUUCUGGCUCUUAAUCACCAAAGGGAUUACACUGUUUGGGUUCUUCCUCUUAUCAUUGUGUGCCUCUUUGCUUUUUUGGUUGCCCACUGUUUCCUCUCCAUUUUUGAAAUGGUUGUAGAUGUUCUGUUCCUUUGCUUUGCUAUUGAUACGAAAUACAAUGAUGGAAGUCCUGGGAGGGAAUACUAUAUGGAUAAAGCACUCAUGGAAUUUGUGGAAAGCAGCAGAAAAGCAAUGGGCAGAGAUAAGGAAAGGCCAGACUCUUCAGAGCUACGGCCGAUGGCCAGAGGAGCAAGUUCAGCUUGACAAAAACACUCCAUGGACCAUUUAUACAUUCCAAUUUUGUUUUCCUACUUCUAAUUUUCUUUUUUCCUUUUUUUGUUUUUUUGUUUAACAAAUGUGUAAAGUGUUUACUAUGCGUUCACUUCCAGGGAUUACAAUAUGUUAACUAUGGACAAACAGACUAAAAUAAUGUAGCACUUUAUAUUACAGCUGUGCAUAUUUCACUGCUGGUAAAUAUUUUUCUAGAAUUUAAAACAUAACUGCAUGUAGUGAUGCCACCAAAUGCUUUAUUGAUGAGCUUGAAACUUUUGAAUUAUAAGAAUCACUUUGCAAAUUAUAACGUGUAAUUUAACAUAUCAUAGCCAUUGCUGUUUUUCCUUCCAAUGAAUGCCAAAAGAUAAAAAAGCAAUCUUUUUCCAUUACCACAUAUUAUUGCAGUCACUUUUGUAUAAAGGUUUUUGUAAAUGAAAGAGACUUUCAGUAACAUCCAUGAUCAUAUUUGUUCCAUUUCUGAUUGAAUAAUUUGGUAACUAUAAAUUAUACAGUAUGUUUUUUCAGAUGUGCUCUAUACAUGUCUUUAAACCCUGAGGAAUAUCUGUGUCAUUCACUUCCAAAAACAUUAUUUUAUUGGCAGUAGUAUUAUGGGACAUCUGAUGUUUGAGGACAAGUUAACAUUUAUUGAUUACCCUUCAAAAGGCAACAGUCUGUCCUGUGACAAAAAAUACUUAAAGCAUUUGUUAUGGAAUAAGCAAUAACAAAGUUUCUAAAUAUGUUAUUUUCUAAGAAAGGCAUAAUGUAUUCAAUAUAACAUUGUUCAGCACAGCCGAAGAAAUAUGUUUUAAAGCACCAUAAGGAAGAACUUUCAUACUGUAAGAAUAUAAACAGUUUCAUUAGAAUUGUGCUUUCAGAUAAACUAGAUAAUUUUAUUGAAUGAAAAUGUUGUUGUGCUUCAAGAAUUAGAAGUAAGCAUUUGUGCUUGAUACAGUUGUAAAAAUAUAUAAUAUGUGUGUGUGAGGCAGGUGCUCUACCACAAAAUACUCUUAUGUACUGCUUUGUUUAUAUGUUUAAGCCACAAUCAAGCAGUGUUUUAUAUUCUAGAAAAACUGUUCCAACUGUAAAAAUAAAAUCAAAAGUUAGAAAGGAACUGACACCUAAGGCCUCCAUAUCUUAAAGGUACAUCCCACCAUUUAACAAAACAAUGGGUAAAAUCACUUAAACUCAAUACAUCUGUUCAUAUUCCUAGGCUACAUUCCUCUUGAUGUACAAACCACCUUCAUAUUUUCAUAGCCGGUUAGCAACUGAUGAAACAGAAACUUUCUUUUGAAAAAAACUGCACUCUGAGGAAGUAAUAGGAGUGUAGUCAGAUUCACAGUUUCUACUCAUAUAUUCUUUUGUCCUUUACCCAUAGUUUUAAUUCAGUUCUGGUUGGAGAUACCAAAGUUCAAAUUAAACAAAACAAAAAAAAAACUAUUUUGAAAUGUGCACAAAGAGCAUGUGCUAGACAAUGAUCCAUGAAGGGUAAAGGCCUGCAUGUUCCAUGUACUGUAUAUAUGUACUGCUUUGAACUGUUGUUUAAUGCAGAAUAUAGUAAGGUUACUGAUAACACAGUCUGAAAAAGUUUUAUUGAAGCUGUGCUUCCUACAGUUGGCAUUUUAAUUAAUACGUCUUUUUUUUUUUUUUCUUUCGUCAUGGUGGAGAAAUAGGAAAUGAGUACAUUUGAUAGGUUUAGAGUUCAUUAUUGUUGCCACCACCCAGCCUUCACCCCAGAAUAAGCAUGGCCUCACUUUUCAAAGAAAUUUUUGCAGUGAAAAAAUCUGUUAACUUGUCCUCAUUUCACAAGGUGUUUUUGCCAUUUGGUUUUAUAAUCAGAUUUCUCGUCAGCAUUUAAAAAUAUGCCUUAAUCGGUUAGCUGAAUGUGAAUCAAGUACACUUGGCAGUGAAUCGGCAGCCACGAGUUAAGAUUUUUGAAAUGAGAGUACAUGCCGUGUACAGUAUGUUUGCCUUAAAAGCUUAAAAUAUAUAGUUGGGUGUUUCUCUGUAUAUACAUGAUAACUAUAGUGUAUAUGUAAUAUACACAAUAUAUUGUGUACAUUUAGUACAUUUUCAAGAGAUGUACAUUUGUUUCAUUACAAUUUAUAAACUGUUUCCAUCAAACUGGUAAUUUUUUUCCACAAACUAAAAUACUCCAGUGCUUUAAACACAUAACAGUACAUUGAAAGCAUAUGCUGAUUGAGAGAGCUUCCUGCAAUACCAAAUAUGGGUUGCUUCAGUACUGACAUUUUAACAUUAGCUCUGUCAAUAAUUUACUGUUUAUAAACUAUUGCAAUAAGGUUUUUUAUAAAUCAACUUCUAAUGCAAAUGUGAAAUGUUAAUUCUGUAAUUAUAAAGUUGCUUUGUGUUUCAUUUUUUAAGUCAAAUUGUUCUGUUGUAAAAGAAUAUUCUUGUUUGCAGCAGAUGAUGUUGAACACUGGCCAGUUGUUUUCCUUUCUCAGUAUGUAAGCUAAUUAGCAAUAUCUCCAUGCAAACCACCUUCAGAAGAGUUUGCUGCUGGUACAAUGUAGGCCCAAAUAUUUCAUUUUGUUUUUUCUUUGGAGAAGAAUAAGUGUUUUUUUGGAAUUUUAUUUUUUUCUUUUGUAUUACAAAUAAGUUACAGUUCUGUGGUGGGUUGGCACCCUGCCCGGGAUUGGUUCCUGCCUUGUGCCCUGUGUUGGCUGGGAUUGGCUCCAGCAGACCCCCGUGACCCUGUGUUCGGAUUCAGCGGGUUGGAUAAUGGAUGGAUGGAUGGAUAAGUUACAGUUGUAGAGAGGCUCAUUUAUUCAAAAUGUGUAUUCCUGCCUGUUAUAGUUACACUUCUGCAGAAACAAUGUACAAUUACAUCAGAUAUUUAAAUCCAUGCACUGAUUAAAUUUUUCCAAAAAAUAGCCUUUAAUUCCAACUACUUUUUUUUUUUUUUUUUUUUUAAAUAAAGAAUAUACUGCUCAAAACCAUUGAAAAUAUUUUUGAAUUGCCAACUGGUUUGUAGAUCAGUCCGUCUGAAUACCUUAUUUAUUGUGAAAUGUCUGCAGAUGUGUUCAUUUUAAGGAAACAGAAAAUAUGCAUUUGUUCCUUUAUGUUCAAAAGGAGUCAUGUGUAUUAGAAAAUAAAUAUUGUUUUGUUGUAAACCAAUUGCUGUAGAUGUACAAAAUAGAGAUCUUGCUUUUUGGAUGUGGUUUUAAAACUAAAAGUUAGCUCUGAAUUGUUUUAUAUGAAGGGAGAUAUUUUUUACAUGAAUUCUUAAACUUGCCUUUUUUCACAAUAAAGACAGAUUUUGUUCUA